Molecule: messenger RNA, 1035 nt
Organism: Clonostachys rhizophaga
Lineage: Eukaryota; Fungi; Ascomycota; Sordariomycetes; Hypocreales; Bionectriaceae
Source: the annotation of a GenBank genome assembly
AUGAAGUUCUUUUCGUUCGCAAGCCUGGCUCUGGCCGGAGCUUUCUCAUCAGUCGCUUCCGCUGCAACGGCAUGCAACAACUCUCCCACCCUUUGCAACCGCAACUACAACAACAUCACAUAUCUUGGUGGCCAUAACAGUGCCUUCUUGCGAGACGCCAGCACCGACAACUCCAUCUCCGGCAACCAGUACUUCAAUGCGUCAGUGGCACUCAGCGCCGGCUUGAGACUGCUGCAAGCUCAAGUCCACAAGGAGAACAACACUCUCAGACUCUGCCAUACCUCCUGCAGCCUCCUCGACGCAGGCCCUCUCCAGAAUUGGCUCGGCGAUAUCAAGUCCUGGAUGGACAAAAACCCCAAUGAUGUCGUGACCAUCCUUCUCGUCGACUCGGACUCUGCAACCACUGAUGAGUAUGCCAGCGCUUUCACUGGUUCCGGCAUUAGCGAGUACGGCUUCACGCCUUCGGGUUCGUGGCCGACGCUCCAGUCCAUGAUCAACAACGGCACGCGCUUGGUCUCCUACGUCACCGGCAUCACAGCUUCGUCGAGCGCCCCCUACCUGCUGAACGAAUGGAGCUAUGUCUUCGAGACCGCCUACAACGUCAUCUCGCUGACCGGCUUUAACUGCACGCUUGACCGUCCCACCAAGGCCGGCACUGCCUCCAGCGCCCUCUCGAGCGGUCUUCUCGGUCUCGCCAACCACUUCAAGUACGCCACCGGCGGAAUCCUGCAGAUUCCCGAUGUUGAUAACAUCAAUAUCGUGAACGAUGCCGGCACCUCCACUGAUGGCAACAUCGGCAAGCACCUGAACACCUGCAACAGCGAGUGGUCAACUAAGCCAACAUAUGUUCUUGUCGACUUCUUCAGCGAGGGGAACCCUCUCGAUGCUGUUGACUCUUUGAACGGCAUUUCCGACGUGACGGGCCGUACCGCCGCCCCAGCUAGGUCAAAAACAUCUGGUGUCGCUCGGCCUUCAAAGCCCUUUGAAUUCGUCGCCAUUCUUACCUUUCUCUCUGCCGUGCUGAUACUUUGCUAA